UCACUGAUACAUUCACAUCUCAAGGAAAAUUGAUCUGAUCCAGUCCACUUAGUGCAAAAAAAGAAAACAGGCAAACCCUGAGAAAACCCAUGUGAAGAUUGGGUGAACAUUGAGCCUGGAGACUAGGAGCUGUUCUUACUGACUGUCAUAUUAAGAUGUUUAUUUGUUGCCUACUGAGAAAACAACAGGAAACGUGUACUUAAAGUUGUUGGAGUUUGUAAUUCAAGCUACAAGACUAUAUAAAGGAAAUGCGCAAGUACAUUUGCGCCACGCGCGGUGCGGAUCGGACAGACUGGUGCGUGCUGUGAUUUGUUAUGGGUUCAUUGUUCUUCAGCUAACUUGUGAUGGAUGGAGUAUCCGUGUCUCCAGCAGCCUCUUGUGAAUGCAGUGAAGAGCAGUCAUCCGAAAGGAAUGCUCUGGCAUCCGAGGACAACUCCGAAUCUGAUUAUCCGAGAUCUGCGCGCAGCGAGUCGAGCGCAAUCAUCAUGGCUCAGCCGAAGAUACCCAUGGAAGCGCCGUCCAAGUUAUGGAUAAGCACCGUUUUUAUAGUCAUGGUUGCUAUUCAAGUCGCGUCGACUACUGGAUUAUUCGUUUAUCUCAAUAUGUCAGUGGCUCAGGCGCGGAAUCAGGGUGUGUUUGAGGAACUGCGCUGUCUUGGACUGCUGAACGCUCUGGAGAAAGAUCAGGAGGUGCCAGAUGGUCUGGUACAGCUCUUUGGUGAACCAUGCAUCAGACUGGCUGAAGGAAUUAGGACAUAUAUAUACAAGGUUACAGAAAACGUCAUCUCUCAGCAUAUUUUUCAUGAGCAAAGACAAACAGCCGAGCCCCGUCUGAAAGUUCUUCCUGAUGGGAACCAGCGGCCCUCCGCUCACCUCACCCUCCGAGACAAUGGACUACAAGGCCCAACAUCUUUAACUCCUCAAAGAGACCUCCAUCAGUCCUGCCGCCACCUUGUACGUUCCUGGGGAAACCAGAGCUUCGGCUCGCACAUGCACAACAUGACAUUGUCCAACGGGCGCCUGCGGAUCCCUCAGACGGGACGCUAUUACCUGUAUGCUCAGAUCUACUUCCGGUACCUCACACUGUCCAAUGGCGAGCACCAGUCCAACUCAGAGAGCCAGCAGGUUGUGCAAUGUGUGUAUAAGAAGACGGCUUAUGUGCAGCCCAUUCAGCUGUUAAAGGGAGUGGGCACUAAAUGCUGGUCCCCGGACAGCGAGAAUGCCCUGCACUCCAUCUACCAAGGAGGCAUGUUUGAGCUGCGAGCAGGAGACGAGAUCUUCGUUUCAGUGUCUGCUCCUAGGGCAGUGCAUGCAGAGGACUCGUCCAGUUACUUUGGAGCCUUUCGCUUUGACCCAUGAAUGCUGCUCAUUUGGGAGUCUCUGAAGCGUUCAGUGUUAGGACUGUGAGAAAAAGGAAGGGAGUGGGUGGAAUAAGGAAGGAUCUGUAAAACUUCCUGUUUAUUCAAAAACCUCCAUGAUGUGAUAGCAUAUGACUCAACAGCAGACUAAUGGGGUGCAGACUUGUUGGCAAUGUACAUAUUAAACCCAGAAGGAUACUUCAUAAUGGAUUCUAAAAAAAUCCAGGAUAAAACUCAUACUCAGAUGUCUUUAAGCAAUCACUGCUCUUUGCUAAAGAGCAUCAUGAAUGGUAUGAAGUUUUUUCCUCACAAAUGCACAGUGGGGCCUUGAAUGGGACUCUAAUGGGUGGUCCAGAGUUUGUGGGAACACAGCUGAGGAAUUUCAUGAAUUUACCAUGAAUUAGUCUGCACGAAAUGCGCCACAAUGUAUGGAUAUACAAACACACGAGAGCACAGCUGGGUUAUCAGAGAGUUUAACAUUACAGGAUAAAUGUAUGAUAAACAAAACCCACUUUGUCCAAAAAAUUAAAUCUACAGUCAGGUCCAUAAAUAUUGGGACAUCGACACAAUUCUAACAUUUUUGGCUCUAUACACCACCACAAUGGAUUUGAAAUGAAACGAACAAGUUGUCCUUUAACUGCAGACUGUCAGCUUUAAUUUGAGGGCAUUUACAUCCAAAUCAGGUGAACGGUGUAGGAAUUACAACAGUUUGCAUAUGUGGCUCCCACCUUUUAACGGACCAAAAGUAAUGGGCCAAUUGGCUUCUACGCUGUUCCAUGGCCAGGUGUGUGUUAUUCCCUCAUUAUACCAAUUACAAUGAGCAGAUAAAAGGUCCAGAGUUCAUUUCAAGUGUGCUAUUUGCAUUUGGAAUCUGUUGCUGUCAACUCUCCAAGAUGAGAUCCAAAGAGCUGUCACUAACAGUGAAGCAAGCCAUCAUUAGGCUGAAAAAACAAAACAAACCCAUCAGAGAGAUAACAAAAACAUUAGGCGUGCCCAAAACAACUGUUUGGAACAUUAUUAAAAAGAAGGAACGCACCGGUGAGCUCAGCAACACCAAAAGACCCGAAAGACCACGGAAAACAACUGUGGUGGAUGACCGAAGAAUUCCCUGGUGAAGAAAACACCCUUCACAACAGUUGGCCAGAUCAAGAACACUCUCCAGGAGGUAGAUGUAUGUGUAUCAAAGUCAACAAUCAAGAGAAGACUUCACCAGCGUGAAUACAGAGGGUUCACCACAAGAUGUAAACCAUUGGUGAGGAAGGCCAGAUUAGAGUUUGCCAAACAACAUCUAAAAAAGCCUCCACAGUUCUGGAACAACACCCUAUGGACAGCUGAGACCAAGAUCAAUUUGUACCAGAGUGAUGGGAAGAGAAGAGUAUGGAGAAGGAAAGGAACUGCUCAUGAUCCUGAGCAUACCACAUCAUCAGUGGUAGUGUCAUGGCGUGGGCAUGUAUGGCUGCCAAUGGAACUGGUUCUCUUGUAUUUAUUGAUGAUGUGACUGCUGACAAAAGCAGCAGAAUGAAUUCUGAAGUGUUUCGGGCAAUAUUAUUUGCUCAUAUUAAGCCAAAUGCUUCAGAACCCAUUGGACGGCGCUUCACAGUGCAGAUGGACAAUGACCCAAAGCAUACUGCAAAAGCAACCAAAGAGUUUUUUAAGGGAAAAAAGUGGAAUGUUAUGCAAUGGCCAAGUCAAUCACCUGACCUGAAUCCGAUUGAGCAUGCAUUUCACAUGCUGAAGACAAAAUGUCCCAAGAACAAGCAGGAACCGAAGACAGUUGCAGUAGAGGCCUGGCAGAGCAUCACCAGGGAUGAAACCCAGCGUCUGGUGAUGUCUAUGAUGUCUAUGUUCCAGACUUCAGGCUGUAAUUGACUGUAAAGGAUUUGCAACCAAGUAUUAAAAAAAGUGAAAGUUUCAACGUUCAUCUGAUUUGCAUUUAAAUGCCCUUAAAUUAAAGCUUCAUUUCAAAUCCAUUGUGGUGGUGUAUA
Molecule: messenger RNA, 3342 nt
Organism: Tachysurus vachellii
Lineage: Eukaryota; Metazoa; Chordata; Actinopteri; Siluriformes; Bagridae
Gene: tnfsf10l3
Product: tumor necrosis factor (ligand) superfamily, member 10 like 3
Exons: 5
Coding region: 345-1358 (337 amino acids)
Biological process (GO): immune response
Cellular component (GO): membrane
Molecular function (GO): tumor necrosis factor receptor binding
Source: RefSeq, a predicted model, not a curated record